UGACUGAUUUAUACGAUGGUGAUACAUUUUCAGUUCAUCAAAUAUCAAAAGACAACAACAACCAAUGCAUUACUACUGAACAAAAUGAUGUAAAUAAAAUAAUGUUUGAAAAUAUUACAACUAUACUAGCAUAUGUCAAGAGAAUUGAUGCCAAACUUGAUGCAAUAGGAUGCAACUUAUAUACAAGUUAUUCAAAUACAAAUGUCGAAAAUAACUUCCUAAGUUUAUUUCCCAUGGAAACUGUGGAAUCUCUUGAUGAAAUUGAAAGUAAACUUAUAUCGGAUAAUGCAUUUGAAGAAAAAUUGAUCAAUUGUGUUACUCAAAUUGGUGGGACAAGUAUCCACAAUUUUAUAAAAAGAGUUUAUUCUAGACUUUUUACAAACCAAUUGGCAACAUCAUACUCGUGGACUGGAUUUAGAAAUAAUAAACAACUACAACAUCUAAGAAUUACUAAAAUCAUUAAAGAUGUAUGUAUGAAAAACUUCAAAGGAACUGAAUUAGAAUUUGAAACAAACGUAAAAAAUUGGUUUAAAAAUGGAAGUCAACGUCAAUCACGAGAAAAGCAAUAA
Aphis gossypii (cotton aphid) is the source of this 569-nucleotide messenger RNA. RefSeq lists its product as uncharacterized. The record is from RefSeq and is a predicted model, not a curated record. The transcript is spliced from 3 exons. NCBI's taxonomy places the organism in Eukaryota, Metazoa, Arthropoda, Insecta, Hemiptera, Aphididae. The coding region runs from base 102 to 569 and encodes 155 amino acids.